This is a messenger RNA of Rubroshorea leprosula, 526 nucleotides long. The record is from the annotation of a GenBank genome assembly. Lineage: Eukaryota; Viridiplantae; Streptophyta; Magnoliopsida; Malvales; Dipterocarpaceae.
CAUCGGUCACCACUUUAAAUUAAAUCCCCCAAAUCCCAUUUUAAGAUCCGCCCUCUAUAAUCCCUUGAACCUAAAUCUAGAAAAUACUCUAAACCCAUAAAUUGAUCACUAUCGAAUUCUCUGAAUUCAAAAUCAUAGAGUUAAAAGAAAAGGGAUGAACAAAAGGAUCCUUAUUUGGGAGCAGAAGUCGACGCCGGAGAAAGCAAUGUUGGUUUUAGAAAAAAAAAGAAUCAUAAGGAGAGGUCGACUACAGGGAAGAUUUGUCAUUUAGGUGACCUAAAAUCAUUUUUUCUAUAAAUGCAUGACUUAUUUUAUUGUUAAGUUGUUAAAUGGUUAGCUGCAAUCUUAAAAACUUGACGGAAUAUGUAUAGCAUACCUGUUGUUGCUUAAUCCUCUCUCAAACUUUGUUAGCCUCUUCUUAGUUGAUGUAGUUAGAAUUAGGGUUCAACUCGUUCUUUAUAUAUUAGUUAAGAGGAUAAGUCUAGAAGAUAAUCUAAUAGCGUUUAAAUAGAAUUGAAAUGUGCAA